Molecule: messenger RNA, 2213 nt
Organism: Glycine soja
Lineage: Eukaryota; Viridiplantae; Streptophyta; Magnoliopsida; Fabales; Fabaceae
Product: CBL-interacting serine/threonine-protein kinase 11-like
Exons: 2
Coding region: 352-1704 (450 amino acids)
Biological process (GO): signal transduction; protein phosphorylation
Molecular function (GO): ATP binding; protein kinase activity
Source: RefSeq, a predicted model, not a curated record
UAUUUCACAUUCACAUUUUCAAACACCAAAGGGACCUCAUAUGGACACGUGUCAAAAUCGCAUGACAUGGUCGACAUGCACGUGUGUCCCACACCACCUCACAAUCUUCUGUCGCUCCGAACCUGCCGUACCCCACAAACAAACAAAAAAAAAAAACUCAAAAUCCUUCAAAUUUUGUUCCCAAAAAAAACGCAGCAACACCCCCAUUUGCAACGAGUCACCAAAAUCGAAUUCUGCAAUCGACCCAUUUCAAUUCAUCUAUCCAAAUCGCAUAACCCACCCUUCAAUUUCCGCUUCUGAGUGCUUCCUCCCCCAUUUCAAAGUUAGGGUUCGGUCUCUGGUGGCGCAACAAUGCCGGAGAUCGACCAGGCGGCGGCGGCGGCGGAGGAAACCGCCCUGUUCGGAAAAUACGAGCUGGGCCGCGUCCUCGGCUGCGGUGCCUUCGCCAAAGUCCACUACGCGCGCAACGUGCAAACGGGGCAGAGCGUGGCCGUGAAAAUCAUCAACAAGAAGAAACUCGCCGGAACCGGCCUCGUCGGAAACGUGAAGCGCGAAAUCACGAUCAUGAGCAAGCUCCACCACCCCUACAUAGUGCGCCUCCACGAAGUCCUCGCCACCAAGACCAAAAUCUUCUUCAUCAUGGACUUCGUCCGCGGCGGCGAGUUAUUCGCGAAAAUCUCCAAGGGUCGCUUCGCCGAGGAUCUCAGCCGCAAAUACUUUCAUCAAUUGAUCUCCGCCGUCGGGUACUGCCACUCGCGCGGCGUUUUCCACCGCGACCUCAAGCCGGAGAAUCUCCUCCUCGACGAGAACGGCGAUUUGAGGGUCUCGGAUUUCGGGUUGAGUGCGGUUCGAGAUCAGAUCCGGCCCGAUGGGCUGCUCCACACGCUUUGCGGAACCCCUGCUUACGUGGCACCUGAGAUUUUAGGCAAAAAAGGUUACGAUGGUGCCAAGGUUGAUGUGUGGUCAUGCGGCGUCGUUCUGUUCGUGCUCGCCGCGGGAUACUUACCGUUCAACGACCCGAAUUUGAUGGUAAUGUAUAAGAAAAUCUACAAAGGCGAGUUCCGGUGUCCGCGGUGGAUGUCGCCGGAGCUCCGGCGAUUCUUAUCGAAGUUGCUCGACACGAACCCAGAAACGAGGAUCACGGUUGAUGGCAUGACGCGGGACCCGUGGUUCAAAAAAGGGUACAAAGAAUUAAAAUUUCACGAAGAGGAUUACCAUGCAACCGGGUCGGGUUCGUUUUUCGGGCCGAAGGACGAGAGGGUGGUGGAUUUGAACGCUUUUGAUUUGAUAUGUUUUUCUUCGGGGUUGGAUUUGUCGGGGAUGUUUGGCGGGGAGUGGGGGGAGAGGUUGGUGACGCGGGAGCCGCCGGAGAGGGUUUUGGAGGCGGCGGAGGAUGCGGGGGCGGCGGCGGGGAUGGCGGUGCGGUGGAAGAAGGAGUGUGGGGUGGAGUUGGAAGGGAUGAAUGGGAGGUUUGGGAUUGGGGUGGAGGUUUACCGGCUCACGGCGGAGCUCGCGGUGGUGGAGGUAAGGAAGAGGGGCGGCGACGCCGUGGCCGCGGCAGUGAGGGGUGUGUGGGAGGAGAGGUUGAAGCCUUUGUUGCUUGGGGGUGCAACCACGUCGUAUAGUAGUGAGGAGGAACAACAACAACAACAUCAAGAAGAAGAAGAACAACAAGAACUUGAGUCGCAGGUUGCCGGUGACUGAAGUCAAAGGAAAUUUGAAUGGCUUGGGUUAAAUCCAAAAGAAAGUCAAAAUGUACAAAAGUUAAAAGAAAAAAUGGAAAUUGGUGGGGGCACGGUGUUUAUGUUGCAUAAUAGAUGGAUGGAAGUUGGAAGGUAGUGAUUAUGUAUUAUUUUAUGUUUUUUUGGUUUUUGUAUAUUAUUGAAUAAAAAAGGGGUGUAUUAUUUUGUUUUUUUUUUGAGGGAUUGUGAGAGAGGAAGUUGCUGCGGGGAAUUGAAUUUACUCCUUAUUAUUAUUCUUCUUACAAAACAUUAUGUGUAUAUUGAAUAUAAGUGAUGGAAAGCCUUCUCCACAUUAUGGGAUGGGAGCAUGGUUAGACUUUGUACUUUUACAUGGUGAGGACUAUGGUUCCUCGUAUAAUUUUGUUUUGUAGUAUUUCAGUGUGUUUUUGCCUUUGCUUUAUGCAUGAUGGUGAGGACUGAGGAUCAUGUAAAUGUUAAGCCCCCUUUUAUCAAUUGAUAAUUUCAUAUGCA